Molecule: messenger RNA, 2449 nt
Organism: Sebastes umbrosus (honeycomb rockfish)
Lineage: Eukaryota; Metazoa; Chordata; Actinopteri; Perciformes; Sebastidae
Product: zinc finger protein 271-like
Exons: 4
Coding region: 134-1930 (598 amino acids)
Biological process (GO): regulation of transcription by RNA polymerase II
Molecular function (GO): RNA polymerase II cis-regulatory region sequence-specific DNA binding; DNA-binding transcription factor activity
Source: RefSeq, a predicted model, not a curated record
GCUGGUGUAAAUGAACGCUGUACGUCAUGACGUUGAACCGGAAGUAUUAACGAUGCCGCCAAAGAGUUUGUAAAGGGACUUUCAUGCAGCUCGAGGAGUAUCUCUUCAUUUCAAAGUGUGUUAGUGCUCCAUCAUGUCUGGGUCGCAGCACCUCAGACUGCUGCUCAACGAGCGACUAGCAGCGGCUGCAGAGGAGAUCUGGGGACUCGUUGAGAGGUCGAUAUCAGAGUCGAUAUCAGAGUCGAUAUCAGAGUAUCAGGAUGAAGCUGUCCGCUCCAAGAGAGAAGUCCUCCAGCUGAGACAGCAGAUCGAGCAGCUGACCGUCUUAAAGCCUGAAGUCAUCUUAUUCAGAGCAGACUCCCAGCCGGUCUCUGAGGAACUGCCUCCUUCAUUGCAGCAAUAUGACAUUAAGGUGGAAGAGAUUCCCGUUCUGGAGAUCCAAGUGCACCCGCAGGUCAAAGAGGAGCCGAUCCAAGUGCACCCGCAGGUCAAAGAGGAGCCGGUGGAUCGGUUAAUCGUUACAGUUAUGGAGACUGAAACGUCCAACGACGCUGACGCAAAGACAGAAAUCAACCAUCUGAAACAGCAGAUCGAUCAGCUGGCCGUUUUCGCUGCAGUAACACCAUUCAGAGCAGACACCCAGUUGGUCUCUGCGGAGACUUUGCCUUCACAGCAGCCAGACCAGCUCCCCAAUGUGGAGGACAACAAGACCCAUGAUUGUCAGCAGGUCAAAGUGGAGCAGGUGGAUCGUUGUAUCGGUCCAGACAUGGAGGCUGAUACUUCCAACCAUGCUAAAGUCAGACAUCCUAAAUCAGAACCAGCCACUAACUGGGAGCUGCUCCCAUCUUCCACUGCUGAAACUGUGAGCGUAAACGAAAGCGUCGACGACAAAUGGAAUGAAAGUGAUGGUUCAUCGUCACCUCGUCGGAGUCAUAGCGUUGAAGUGGAGCAGCCACAGAGGGAAGAAGUGUCUUGCCGCUUUUGUGGUAAAAGCUUUGAUAAUGAAUCUUCUCUUGUAAAGCAUGUAGGCAAGAGCCACAAAGGGCACAAAGCCUUGAAAUGCCUGGAGUGUCACAAGGAGUUUGACAAAAGGUACCAGGUGGUUCAGCAUACAAGAAUUCACACCGGUGAAAAACCCUUCAGCUGUGAUAACUGUGGCAAAACAUUCAGUCAGAACUCUAAUCGUCUUGCUCACAUGAGAAAGUAUGCUGUAGGUACACCAUCUUUUUGUGGGAAAAGUUUUGCCACAAUCAAUGAUUUAAGAUCUUUCAAAGUGCAGAAUGAAUGUGAAAUCACACCGGAACAAGGGAACAUAGAUGAGGAUGACAAAGAGGAGAAGGCCUUUAAAUGCUUUGAACGCAGCAAAGAAUUUAAACAUAACCAUCAGUUCGUUGAGCAUGUGAGAGUUCACACCGGUGAAAAACCCUUCAGUUGUGAUUUCUGUGGCAAAACAUUCACUCGGAACUUUAAUCGUAUUGCUCACAUGAGAAUGCAUACCGGAGAGAAACCAUAUUUUUGUAAUAAAUGUGGGAAAAGUUAUACCAGAAGAGGGCAUUUUAAAACGUGCAAAAUGCAGAAUGAGUUCAAAGUCACUCCGGAAAAAGGGAAUGUAGAUGAGGUUUGGAAAAAGGAGAAGGUCUUUAAAUGCUUUGGAUGCAACAAGGUGUUUAAAUGUAAGGCACAUCUCAUUCGACAUGCAAGAAUUCACACCGGUGACAAACCCAUCUGUUGUGAUUUCUGUGGCGAAACAUUCACUCGGAGCUCAACGUUUAUUAUUCACAUGAGGAAGCACGCUGGAGGGAAACCGUUUAUACUUUUAAGAAAUGUGGCAGGGGGUUCACCAGUGGAGGUAGCUGUGCCAGGCAUGCUUAACACUGCCCAGAAUGAUGGAGACAACACAUCAUUGAGAAACUGCAUGGACAGGAGUUAGAAGAGAAAAAAAACUUAGUCUACAAGACACCAAAUUUGUCUUAAAAUGUGCAGUCCAGUAUUUAGGAAUGGCCUGUUGCAGCUACAAUCUCCCACAAAAGCAUACAUGUGCUGAAAUGUUGUACAUUUUUUUUUUUUUUUAGCUGAAUAAGAAACUAUAUUCACCAGUUUCUGUGGAUACAAUUACAAUUUUGGGCUGUGUCAGUUAUAAUUUGACAUCUCGAACAAAUAUUAUAAUUGUUUUAUUUAUGGUGGAGAAGAAAUGAAACUGUCCCAAAUGUCCUACCCCUCCCCCCUCACUCCACCCAGUUGGUGCUAAUGUAUAACUUGUGUUCAGAUGGUUUACAGAUUGGCUGUGACAUCACUGCAUUUACACAUAACUGAGAUUGUGUCUUCAGAAGUUAGAUGUGAUUAUCAGCAUCCUUCAGGUUUUAUUACUUGUUAUGUUGUUGUUGUUUUUAAUCUUUUUGUUGUUAAGUAGUUACUUCAGUAAGCGUUAGUGCCUUGCUUGGAUAACAAG